Molecule: messenger RNA, 627 nt
Organism: Portunus trituberculatus (swimming crab)
Lineage: Eukaryota; Metazoa; Arthropoda; Malacostraca; Decapoda; Portunidae
Product: holotricin-3-like
Exons: 3
Coding region: 25-324 (99 amino acids)
Source: RefSeq, a predicted model, not a curated record
CUGACCGACACAACACCUCCAGCCAUGAUCAGACACGUGUCUUUGGUGUGCCUUCUGGCCUCUGCCGCCCUCGCCCUUCCGGGAGGAUACGGAGGUGGACAUGGUGGAAUUAACCUCGGCGGUGGCGGCGGACACGCUGCUGUCUUCUUCGGUGCCGGCGGCCAUGGCGGAGGACACGGUGGCGGAUAUGGUGGCGGCCACGGCGGCGGCUAUGGUGGCGGAUAUGGCUACGCUAGGCCCACCCUUACGCUUUCGACUACGGCGUCUCUGCUGGGUACACAAACUUCGGCCACAGCGAGAAGGGCAACGGCCACGGAGGCGUGAACGGCGGCUACUGGGUAAACCUUCCCGACGGCCGCGUGCAGAGAGUGUCCUACGUAGCUGACUACGGUGGCUUCCGCCCAGUGGUGUCCUACUCUGGCAAGGCCCACUACCCAGUAAGCUACGGAUACGGCCAUGGCGGCGGCUACCACUGAAAACGCAACCCACCGCAAGACGCCAUGGGAGAGAUGGGGUUUUCCAUGUAAAUGACUGCUACAUAAUAAAUGUGAGGAUUAUUUAUUCACUCUCUUUCAUAGGAUAUCUUGCGCGCGGGUUCGAUUCUUUACAAUAACUGUAGAGCAGUGA